AAUCGUUCACCAGGCAACUGCCGCAAUUUGAAGUUUACCAGUUUUCCAAAACCUGGCUACAGGUUGGAGAAUCACACGGUUCGAACUAUUGAAGUAUUCGACGAGGAUCUCUGCCAGUUACAAUGCUAUCUGGAACCUGACUGUGUCAGUUAUAACUUCCAUAAACUAAGACAGGCGCCUGGAACACACAAGUGUGAUCUGAAUAACGCGACCAUUGAACACAAUGGAGAACUGGUAAAAAGCGAAAGUCACAUUUACCGCGGAGCUGAGGUGAGGAUGACGUUUUUAAGCUAAGAGUAUAAUUCUCCUUCCACCCACCAGAAUAUAGGUUACGACAGUUGAACGUUUAAAAUUUUGAAAAAAAGAAUUAAGAGAGGCAUAUUUUGUUAUUUAAGAAUGACCACUUCUGGAGCUGUUUUUAUACAUUUAUAGGAUACAAGCAGAUUUUGCUCUCGCUCUAAACAGUGCCACGCUUGGAACGGGGAAAAGCUUGCGCGGAAUACAUGGACAUGAUGGAAGACGCGUAGAUUUCACAAACUUGCAUAACAUUCGGAACUCGCAAACAUGAAUGCACGCACAGAAGACAAACACAAAAAUUUAAGCGGUCGUAUUCUUUUUCUUCUUAAGAAUGCUUGCGCCAGUAAUCCUUGCAGAAAUAAUGCAACAUGCCAAGCUGGCUUUACACACAGAGAUUAUCAGUGUUUGUGUGCUUUUGGAUCUGGAUUCGAAGGCCACGAUUGUGAUAGAGGUGAGGAAUCCUAUAUUUUUUGUAGUCAGUAAAAUGAGUGUGUGGCCAUUUCUUAUCUGACAACGGGAACGUUAGCAUGAAGGCGAAAACACUUGUGGCCAGAACACGUCAAAUACACACAAACCCUUACAUAAAUAUGGCGCUCAUUUUGUUGUCUCAGACAUAGAUGACUGUUCUAGUGAAACAAACGGCUGUGAUGAGAAUGCGGAGUGUAACAAUACCCUGGGAUCUUACAAGUGCAUCUGUAAAGAUGGAUUUCAUGGGAAUGGAACUAACUGCAAAGGUAAUUUAGUUGUCUCAAGUGAGUUGACGAUAAAAUAGGCCACUGUUGCGAGUUUAAAAUCUAAAGUUUCUAGCGCUAUUCCUUUGUCAGAGCAAAUGGGGGAAUUACGGGUUGUGUGUCUGUUUACAUGCGGAAUAUGGAGUUACACUAUUGACGGGAACAUGGUAACGAGAAAGUUAGAAUAAAGUAGCUGACUAUAACAUCCCAAAAAUCUACUAAAGCAAACAAACGAGAAAACAAUAAAACUACAAAAUACAAGAUAACAAAAUAAAAACAGGUUUCGUACAAAAGAUGCUUCUUUUUUUAAUUCUCUAGACUUGAACGAAUGUGCUGACGGAACACACGACUGUGAUGUGAAUGCUGAGUGUAACAAUACCCUGGGAUCGUACAACUGCAUGUGUAAAGAUGGGUUUCAUGGAAAUGGAACUAACUGCAAAGGUAAUUUGGUAUCAUCAAGUGAGUUGAUAACGUAAAAUAGGCCACUAUUGUGAGUUUAAAAUCUGAAGUUUCGAGCGUUAGUCCUUCGUCAGAGCGAAUGGGGGAAUUGUGGGUUGUGUCUGUUUGUAUGCAGAAUGUGGAGUCAUGCUAUUGGUGGGAACACGGUAACAAUACAACAAAAAUAAAAUAGUUAACUCUAAGAUCUCAAAAAUUAAUUAAAGCAAACAAACGAGAAACAACAACACCACAAAACACAAGAUAACAAAAUAAAAACAGGUUCCGCACAAAAGAUGCUCCUUUUUUUAAUUCUCUAGACUUGGACGAAUGUGCUGACGGAACACACGACUGUGAUGUGAAUGCUGAGUGUAAAAGUACCCUGGGAUCGUACACGUGUAAAGAUGGAUUUCGUGGAAAUGGAACCAAAUGCAUAGGUAACUGCUAUUUUAUCAUUCUCUCUUAUAUCUCCUUAUUGAUGAUGGAGAUAUUCUUAACUACCCACCGAGUUACGUCUCUUAUGCUGAUGAGCUCGUACUGCUUAGCCUGCUGCCGGUAGAAUACCAUACAGAAAUUGGGGACAUUAUACUCUUGUACAAGUUUAAGUCUGGUGCUUAAACUUGUACAAGAGUGUAAUGUCCCUAAUUUCUGUAUGGUAUUCUACUGGCAGCAGGCCCAGCAGUACGAGCCCAUCAGUAUAAGAGACGUAACCCGGUGCGUAGCUAAGAAUAAACUUAGUUAGACACCUUUAGGUGUUCUCAAUUAAUGCUCCAUGUAUGAUGGUAUAAGGAGACCAUAGGCACGAGCAUUAUUCAAGUUUGGGUCUGACCAGAGGACAGCAAUGCAGCUUCCUUAUCUAAACGUCAUUGAUAUCGCGGCAAACUCGCCUGAUUUGCAAAGGGUUUUGUUGGACUUUGAGGUGAUUUCUUCUGCAUGCUCUGCCCAUUGGAGAUCACGGGAAUCAGUGAUGCUUAUAUCUUAAGCUUAAAGUACACACUCGAGCGAUGUCCAUCAAGGUCAACCAGGAGUUUUGGAGCGUUGAAAACUGUGCAGCUUGGUGAAUUCACCAGUUUCCGAGGAGUUACCAGCGAGAGUGAAAGCAUAUUUGCGGUUGAAAGUAGAUUCUAUGUUCAUUACCAGAGCCAGUGCGAAGAUAGUGUUAUGAAGAUAUAGUUAUUAAUGGGUUCGGAAGAAAAUGAUCAAUUCAGUCAGUCUUGCUUGUUAGUCGGAUUUUCUGGAAAUUUUUGCUUCGUUAUCUUAUUCUGCCGAAUUUACAGGAAUAUUUUUUCUAAGCGGUAGUGUGCAAUAUUGGCAAUACCCAAAACAAUUUACACUUUCUUAGCAGUACGAUAACUUUCCCUUUCAUUUUGCGAUUAUUAUACAGGAUUUACAGCAAUAUUUACAACUCUUGGUAUGAGUGGACGUACUGGUCCAGUCCAAAUUGGAAAUCACUACACAGGUCAGGAUCACGACAGGCAAGUUACAUUGUCCAGCGGUAUUCAACAAUGGACUGUGCCACACACUGGCGAAUACAGAAUAGAAGCAAUAGGAGCCUCAGGGGGGUACGGUGAGGACAGUAUCAUCAAGAACGGUGGAAGAGGGGCACGAAUGAUUGGAAACUUUAUUUUGACCAAAGAUGACAUCAUUCAUAUACUUGUUGGUCAAAAAGGGAAAAAAGGGAAGCAUAGCUUUAAAACUGCUGGAGGUGGUGGAGGUACAUUUGUUGUGAGACGAAACAACACGCCUUUAAUCAUAGCUGGAGGUGGAGGGGGAAUCAAAAAUAUGUCAGAACAACAUCCGGGAUGUGAUGCGUCCAUAAAUACCACUGCAAAUGCAGGGAACAACUCGCCGCUGGGGUCAGGUGGAAUAGAAGGACAAGGAAGACUUUUUAAUGGUAUGAAUUCUGGUUGGUGGAGAAUUUCCUUUUUAUAAAUGAGAAACUCGUUGCAUUCUACUGCCAUCCCUCACUAUCUCCAACCCAAUGAUAAAGUAAGUCGCAGAUAAUCAGAUUUUGAAGAAUUUAUAAAAACCGUAAUUAUCAAAUUUUAUGUUUAUUUUCUUUCACGACUCUUUUGGAAGCUAGCGCCUCAUACGAGACUUAAGAUUCUGUUAAAUUUUGCUCUUUUCUUUUCAAAUUUCCUACAUAUUUAGUGAAUUACCACAGAAAAUGACAUCGAAGAACUUGACAAGGCUUCUCAUUUCUUAAUUGCGGAUCUGGAUUAAACAGAAGAACUAAAUAAAGAGUCAAUUGCAGCAUUUUUACGCUGACUUGUCCUCAUAGGCUUUUUUGUUGCUAACAAUCUACACUAAUUAAACUCCAAAAAUCAAUAGCUAAAGUAAGUUUCGGAACACAGCGGAUCGUCGUUUGAUGGUAAGAAAUUAAAUUUAUGGGUGCUAUUUGUGAGAGAAUCACUGAUCACUUUUUGAUCGUACUGUAGGUGGUGGUGGCGGCGGCUUCCAUCGUAAUGGACAUGAUGCAACGAGCCUCAUUGAUAAAGGGGGAAAAGGAGGUUCAGGAUAUCUUCAGGGAGGAGAGGGUGGAAAGUUUUCCAGUGGGUUCGGAGGUGGCGGUGGUUUACUUACUUUCAACAAAGGACCCGGCGGUGGUGGUGGUUACACUGGGGGAAGUGGCGGGGCUAAUGAUGAUAUUUCCUGUGGAGGAGGGGGAGGAUCUUUUAACAAUGGAACAAAUCAACAAAAUGAAUGUUGCAAUAAUAGCGCUGGUCAUGGUUGGGUAAAUAUUACAUUUCUCCAAUGA
Messenger RNA from Pocillopora meandrina, 4221 nucleotides. NCBI's taxonomy places the organism in Eukaryota, Metazoa, Cnidaria, Anthozoa, Scleractinia, Pocilloporidae. The record is from the annotation of a GenBank genome assembly.